AUGUCACAGAGAGUCGCCACCAAGGUUUGCACGGAGGUGGGAGAUUGGUUCUUCAACAGUGGGACCAACGCUACAUGGACCAACUACACACAGUAUUACACCAGUCGUAUGACCAAAAGAGUCGCCACCAAGGUUUGCACGGAGGCGGGAGAUUGGUUCUUCAACAGUGGUUCCAACGCUACAUGGACCAACUACACACAGUAUUACACCAGUCGUAUGACCAAAAGAGUCACCACCAAGGUUUGCACGGAGGCGGGAGAUUGGUUCUUCAACAGUGGUUCCAACGCUACAUGGACCAACUACAAACAGUAUUACACCAGUCGUUUGACCAAAAGAGUCGCCACCAAGGUUUGCACGGAGGUGGGAGAUUGGUUCUUCAACAGUGGGACCAACGCUACAUGGACCAACUACAAACAGUAUUACACCAGUCGUAUGACCAAAAGAGUCGCCACCAAGGUUUGCACGGAGGCGGGAGAUUGGUUCUUCAACAGUGGUUCCAACGCUACAUGGACCAACUACACACAGUGUUACACCAGUCGUAUGACCAAAAGAGUCGCCACCAAGGUUUGCACGGAGGCAGGAGAUUGGUUCUUCAACAGUGGUACCAACGCUACAUGGACCAACUACACACAGUGUUACACCAGUCGUAUGACCAAAGUAGUUAUACGUUUCCCGGAGCUCAGAAACUCUUCCUUAAUUGCUCAAUAUGUUCCUUUGGUCAAGACUGUAUCCAGGGUCGGCUAUGGUGUCUCUCUACUGACCCUUAUCGUCGCUUUCUGUAUAUUUGCUACUUUUAAGAAACUCCGCUGUCCCCGCAACAAGCUGCACAUGCAUCUGUUCGUGUCGUUCAUGAUGCGCGCCUUCACCACUCUGCUGAAGGACGCGUUGUUUGUACGAGGGGUCGGCCUGCCUUCGGACCUCGCCUUCUGGGAGGGAGAAGCUUACUUCUUGCAUGAGAAUGAGCAAAACUGGCAAUGCAAGUUGAUCAUGAGUCUCUGGCAAUACUUCAUCAUGGUCAACUACUCGUGGAUUCUGAUGGAAGGCAUCUACCUUCACAACCUCAUAUUCCUAGCGGUAUUCUCAGAUACAUCCGCCAUCACUGUAUACGUUGUCCUAGGGUGGGGUCUGCCUCUAUUGUUCGUUGUACCCUGGGUGACUGUUCGAAUGUUAUGGGAGAACACCCUGUGCUGGACAACCAACAACAACCCUAACUACUUCUUGCUCAUCAAGGUCCCCACUACCGUCUCUAUACUGGUAAACUUCGUCCUAUUUAUAAAUAUCGUGAGGCUUCUGUUGUCAAAACUGAUGGCUGCAAUAUCAGAGGAAUCACGCAGGUUUAGGUACAGUGUGUUCCGUGUGUACAGGAGAUGGGCAAAGUCCACGCUGGUGUUGGUUCCGCUGUUCGGGGUCCACUACAUCGUGUUCCUCAUCAUGUCCUACAUCGGAGUGGAAGAGAACGUUGAGAUCGUCUGGCUCUUUAUUGACCAACUAUUUACGUCGUUUCAGGGGUUCCUUGUUGCGAUCCUGUACUGUAUUCUGAAUGGUGAAGUGAGGUCUGAGAUCGGAAAGCAGUGGAGAGGGUUGCCACUGUGGAGGGCCCGUGCUGCUUCCCUCCCUCUCAACAUGUUCCCCCACCAUCGCCACUCCCACCCCUCCCAGGGCUCAGGCGGCUCAGGGUCCUACCUGGCGAGGAUGUUUGGCCGCCGCCACUCUAGCAGACGCUACGGCAACGGCUGCAAUCGAGAAAAGGAUGCAUGUGCCACUACAAUGAUGUCUAGUGUCACCAACGACGCCAACGCAGGCUCAGUCUCCCUCCCACACAUAUGA
Messenger RNA from Macrosteles quadrilineatus (aster leafhopper), 1827 nucleotides. RefSeq names its product glucagon-like peptide 1 receptor. The coding region runs from base 1 to 1827 and encodes 608 amino acids. Gene Ontology annotation, biological process: adenylate cyclase-modulating G protein-coupled receptor signaling pathway; cell surface receptor signaling pathway. The record is from RefSeq and is a predicted model, not a curated record. Gene Ontology annotation, molecular function: G protein-coupled peptide receptor activity; peptide hormone binding. Lineage: Eukaryota; Metazoa; Arthropoda; Insecta; Hemiptera; Cicadellidae. The transcript has 14 exons. Gene Ontology annotation, cellular component: plasma membrane.